CUCCUCCCUCCUCCUCCUCCUCCUUCUCUUCCUCUUCCUCCUUUCUCUCCGUUGCAGAUCCACGCUCCUCAACCCACCGGCCUCUUCUCUAACACCGGCAGCAAAACUCUUUAACGCAUCGCUUCUUUCUUUCAUCUUGCAUUCAGAAUUUGACAAUUUGAGCUCGACACCUUCACCCAGGAAGACGAUGUCUAAGAAGAUGCCCCCGUGCUCCGUAGAGGAGCAGCCGGAGCACGAUCAGUUCCUCGGCCGCCGUCAGGCGGACCGGUCCGCGAAGGCAGCGCCGGGCUCCAGGAACCAGGCAGAACCGGGCCAGACGAACGGAGAGACUGCGUCGUCUUCCCCGGAGAGCGGCAGCUUGAACGGAGACGGAAAGCGCGGCGGGAAAAGCCGCCGGCGCAAGAAACGCUCGUCGAAUCCCGAGAGCCGCCCGGAGGAGAAAGCCAACGAGGGUCGGGAUGGAGAGAAGGCGGAAAAACAAACAACCAGUCCUCCACCUGCGGAUCCCUGCGCCGGGCUGGUCGGCCUGCGGUCCGAGUGCGCUAACGUGUGGUUUGAACGAAGCGCCUACGAACGAGCCGAGAGCCUCUACCAGCGCUGGCUGGCGAGCUCCACCAAUGGCACCACCCAGUCGAAGCGAUCGCCUCCCUCCUCAGGGAAACGCUCCAACGCUCCAUCCGCUGUGGCGGCUCCUCGUCCUCCUCCUCCUCCACCUUCUUCUUCUUCUCCGGGACCAGCUUGUCACCACGGCGACCAGGUGGCUUGCCACCACGUCGUGCAGGAAGUGUGGGUGAACAAGAUGACGUUCGACCAGGCCGAGCGCCGCUUCGUCGAGGAGUCCACGCAGCUGUCGGUCCCCAACUCCCUGGACCUCCAGAGACCUCCUACCCGCUCCGCCGCGGCCAGGACUCCCGAUGAAGGUUACCAGUCUCUAGCUCCGACUCCCGCGACGCCCGUCGUCCAACAAGCCGCCGCCGUCGCCCCGACCCCUCGGCAGUGGGUCAACGGACUUCCCCGCGUCCCGGUGGAGCUGCUCCGAGACGUGUGGCUGGAGAAACCGGCGUACGACCGCGCGGAAGCAGCCUUCUACCAAAGCCUGUACGGCAACAACUCCAGCAAACGAUCCGGCUGCACCUCCACCUCCUCCUCCUCCGCCUCCUCGAGAAGUAACGACCACCCUCAGAGCCUCGUAGAAGAAGAAGAAGAGGAGGAGGAUCAGGAGGAGGAGGAAGCCGCCGACGACGAGGAAAGACAGGCGGCCCCUCAGGGCAAAGCGGACGUCUUCCACGCUCUGCACCCGAUCCAGGAGGAGGAGGAGGAACCGGCCGAGGCCCCGGAGAAGGAGGAGGGCGCGUCGGAGGCCGGGCCGGAGGCAGGGGCGCGCUUCUUCCUGCACCCGGACAGCGAGCGGGUGUGGCUAGACAAGCAGCGCUACGACGCUGCGGAGAGUCGUUUCCACGGCUGCGGCGGCGGCGGUAAAGCCGCUGCGGCCGCGAAGAAGGAGCGAAGGCCGGAAGCAUCGUCAGUUUCCUCCAAGGCCCCACUGAGGGACAAGAAAAUGAGUGCAGUGGACUUUCUGGCCCAGGAGAAGAUCUGGUUUGAUAAACCUCGCUAUGACGAGGCUGAGAGACGCUUCUACGAGCGCGUGAACGGCUCCGCGAAAACCACACAGGAUGUUGGAGCCAACUCCAUUUUGCAAGACAUUGCUCGUGCUCGGGAAAACAUCCAGAAAUCUCUAGCAGGGCUGAAGACCUCACUGUCUAACAGAGGGUCAGCUCCUCCUCCCUUAAGCCAACAGUCUGAGUUAAGCAAGAACAGCAGCAACGGAGCCGAUCAAGGAGAACUCGUCUCUCGCAUCAACAGCCUGGAGCUGGAGAACCAGAGUUUACACAAAGUGGUGGACGAUUUGAGGGCAGCUCUCUCCAAACUGGAAUGUCGGGUUUCGGUUCUUGAGAAAUCUCCUGCUGCUGUGACUCCGGCUCCUUCAGUCCCCUACACAAACGGCACUACUGUCCAGCAGAAGAGCAGCGCUCCAGUUAAAGACGACGUCGAAGAGGACGACGACGAUGACAUUGAUCUGUUUGGUAGCGAUGAUGAUGACGAAGAGGCAGAGAGACUCAAAGAGCAGCGGUUGAAAGAGUACGCGGAGAAAAAGGCGAAGAAGCCCGCCCUCAUCGCCAAGUCCUCCAUCCUCCUCGACGUCAAACCGUGGGACGACGAGACGGACAUGGCGAAGCUGGAGGAGUGUGUGCGCUCGGUGCAGGCGGACGGUCUGUUGUGGGGGACGUCCAAACUGGUUCCCGUCGGCUACGGCAUCAAGAAGCUGCAGAUCGCGUGCGUGGUGGAGGACGACAAGGUGGGGACGGACAUAUUGGAGGAGGAGAUCACCAAGUUUGAAGACUACGUCCAGAGCGUCGACAUAGCAGCUUUCAACAAGAUCUGAUCCCAGCACGUCUCCUCCCGUCUGUCGUCACUCUGUUUUCUGCUGAUUGUAUCUACGGUUAACACGAAUAAAAUCCAACUCUUGCACUGAC
This is a messenger RNA of Mugil cephalus (flathead mullet), 2534 nucleotides long. RefSeq lists its product as uncharacterized. NCBI's taxonomy places the organism in Eukaryota, Metazoa, Chordata, Actinopteri, Mugiliformes, Mugilidae. The coding region runs from base 188 to 2443 and encodes 751 amino acids. Gene Ontology annotation, molecular function: translation elongation factor activity; guanyl-nucleotide exchange factor activity. The transcript has 12 exons. Gene Ontology annotation, cellular component: cytosol; eukaryotic translation elongation factor 1 complex. Gene Ontology annotation, biological process: translational elongation. The record is from RefSeq and is a predicted model, not a curated record.